Siniperca chuatsi (mandarin fish) is the source of this 3328-nucleotide messenger RNA. Its product is annotated as nuclear factor 7, ovary-like. Gene Ontology annotation, molecular function: zinc ion binding; protein binding. NCBI's taxonomy places the organism in Eukaryota, Metazoa, Chordata, Actinopteri, Centrarchiformes, Sinipercidae. Bases 123 to 1799 code for a protein of 558 amino acids. The record is from RefSeq and is a predicted model, not a curated record. The transcript is spliced from 10 exons.
UGAAGAACUUUAAAGUCAAGCGGCAUCUAUUUCAGGAAGAGUUUGUUUUGACAGUGUUCAUACAACGGCUGGCAACACAUUUGUUAAGGAGUAUCCGUCUGUCGACCCACACAGUCAGAAACAUGGCCUCUGCAUUAUCUGAGGAGCAGUUUUGGUGCAGCAUCUGUCUGGAUAUCUUCAACAACCCUGUCUCCAUCCCAUGUGGGCACAAUUUCUGCCUGGGAUGCAUCAAACGCUUUUGGGAUACAAGACAUAAGUCAGAGUGUCCGGUGUGCAAAGAGGCCUUCAGAAAACGCCCAGAACUCAGGAUCAACGUAGGCUUAAAAGACAUCACUGAGCAAUUUAAAAGGUCUCUGAAGGGCAAGCCAGCAUACAAGCCAGCCCCACCAAAGAGACUUGUCCCAAGACAACAUUCUGUGUCUGAUGUUCCCUGUGACAUCUGCCAAGGAAACAAGUCAACAGCGGUCAAGUCGUGCCUCGUCUGCCGGGAGUCUUACUGUGAAAUUCACCUGACUCCUCAUCUAAGGGAUCAAAUGAUGACGAGGCACGGGCUGACAGAUCCGGCCACCUUCACCACCAGUCACAUCUGCAGAAAUCACAACGAGUUCCUGGAGAUGUUUUGCAAUAGAGACCAGACACCUGUUUGUAUGAAAUGCAAAGAGAGGGAACACAAACACCAUGAGAUUGUCCCCAUGGAGAAGGAGAGCAUAAGGAUCAGGACUCAAAUGAAGAAGACUGAAGCAGAGUUUCAACGGAUGCUGCAGGCCAGAAUCAGAAAGUUUGAGGAGAUCAAGGUUUCAGUGGAGUUGAGCAAAGUAAAUAAAGAAAGAGAGAUACAGUCAAGUGUUCAGGUCGCCACCAUGAUGGUAAGCGUCAUUGAGAGAAACCAGGCUUUGCUCAUCGAGGAGAUCGAGGAGAAGUACAAAACAGCUGAGAGGACAGCGGAGGAGCUUCUCAAAGUGCUCCGGCAGGAAAUCAAUGAACUGCAGAGCAGAUGCAGUGAGCUGCAGUACCUGGAGCACACAGAGGAUCCUCUUCAUCUCAUACAGAGUUUCCCCUCUCUGGGUGCUCCAAUGUCCACCAGAGAUUGGUCUGAGGUCAGAGUCCACUCAGACAACUACAUAGGGAAAGUGAGGAGAGCUUUCUCCAAGUUGGUGGACGUCUGCCAUGAACUUGAAAAGAAACUGUCUGUAGAAGAAGUGAGCAAGAUGAAUCAAUAUGCAGCGGAUGUGACUCUGGAUCCUGUAACUGCUGCAGGCUGGUUGAUUCUGUCCCCAGAUGGAAAAAAGGUGAGUCUCAGCAGCCAGCAGAGGAAAGCCUCUCCCCCUGACGACCCCCGCAGGUUUGACUCCUGCGUCUCCGUUCUGGGGAAACAAAGAUUCACCUCUGGAAAACACUACUGGGUGGUUCAGGUUGGAGAUAAAACAGACUGGGAUCUUGGCGUGGCCAGAGAGUCCAUCAACAGGAAGGGGGCCAUCACUGUUCGUCCUGACAGCGGUUACUGGGCGAUCUGCCGUCGAAAAGGUGGCAGUCUCAGCGCCUGCGCCGGCCCCUCCGUCACCCUCAACCUCCAGGAAACCCCCCAGAAAGUCGGUAUCUUCCUGGACUACGAGGAAGGGUUGGUGUCCUUCUACGACACUGAAGCAAAGACUCACAUUUAUACUUACAGUGGAUGUAACUUCACUGAGCCUCUCUACCCGUACUUAAACCCCUGUCUUCAUGACAACGGGAAGAACACCGCUCCAUUGAUUAUCUGUCCUGUUGAGGUUGGGUUCACCGAAGAGAUUGUAGCAUUUUGAACAGGAGACUCAGGGCACACUUGUUUAGGCGGCAAAGUCUGUGCACAUGUCCUUAUCUGUUUUGACUAAACUUAAACCCUUUUUCUCCUAAUGGACCACAGGUCAUCCGCAACUCCUCUUCAUCGCCCCCAGUCCUGGGCCGCCCUCUUCAGCUCCAUCUUUUGCCUUUGUGUCUAUUGACCUCCUCCAGCUGUUUCUGGGUCCCCCUCGUUUUCUCUUCCCUUGCAGGUUCCAUGUUAGGCCUGACUGGUUAUAUUUGUUUUUGGACUUCCGUAGUAUGUGUCCAAUCCAACCCCACUUCCUUUUCCUCAUCUGGGUGUCUGGGUGUCUGCUUUCUCUUGGUUUGUUUUUUUGCCACAGAUAUUCAUUUCUGAUGGUGUUUGACCAGUGUAUCUUCAAUAUGGUUCUUAGGCACUUGUUGACAAAGGUCUGGACUUUGUUGGUGGAGGAUUUUGUUACUCUCCAUGUUUCUGAACCAUAGAGCAACACUGAUUUAACGUUGGUGUUGAAUAUCCAGAGUUUUGUGUUUUGGCAUAUUUCCUUUGAGUUGGUGGGCCUUAGUGUAACAAAAGCUGUUCUAGCCUUCCCAAUUUGGGCUUGAAUGUCUGCAUUUGUCCCUCCAUCUUUGCCCACAAUACUUCCAAGGUAGGUGAAGGUGUUAUCAUCUUCUAGCUGUGCUCCUUCCAGUCGGAUGGAGUCAUCGCUGGAGUUGUUGAUGCACAUUACCUUGGUCUUGUCUAGGUUGAUGGUAAGGCCUAUUUUGUUGUUGCUAGCAGGUUAGUCUUUGCUUGCAUCUGUGGGUGGAUGACAUUAAGGCUAUCUCAUCUGCAAAGUCCAGAUCAUCUAGCUGGAACCAGAGCAUCCACUGUAUUCCAGACUCUUGUCCCUCUGUCGUUCUUCUCAUGACGACGCCCUCUGACGCCAGUGGCUAUGGUAAAAGGUUCUGUGAGGCAACCGUUGUGCACUACUCUGCAUGACAAGUGUUGGAUCCUCUGUAUGAUAGUUGUUGAUGUUUAUAAGUGUGGAACUGUUGAUACUGUUAUUAUGUUUAUCCAUUUGUAAAAAGUAAUCCUAAUUUUAUCUUCAAUCAUUUUUAUGCAUUAUAAAUAUUUAGCAUUAAGUUUUGAAAAUUGUACACACUAUUCUGCUAUACAUAUUGAAUAUUUAUACUUUUUAACCCAAUGCAUCUGCAGUUUGGAAACAAUUUAUUUGGCUUCUUUUGACAGCUGUGAAGAGUUGUAUACAUAUAUAUAUAUGUGUGUGUGUGUGUGUGUGUGUGUGUGUGUGUGUGUGUGUGUUUUGCAUAUUUGUACAAAAAGUGGGAGUCCUGCUUUUCUAGAACCACCGGAUAUCGCUUGUUUUUUUUACCUUUUUAUAUUGUUUAGUGUACUUAAUUGAUUUAUUUUUGCUUACAUUUGUGAAGAAAAGAGACACAUUACCACAAGAUCAUUUUUUCUGAGGAUGUAAGCUUUCAAUGUACAAAAGACUAUAUGCUUUUGCACUAAAUAAAUAAACUAUAUAAAACAAUA